GUUCUCUCCAGCGGUUGGCGGCAACGAGGAACUGAAGCAGAAUCGUGAAGGUCAAGCGGAUGAAAAAUGGGAGUGCAGGGUCUUUGGGAGCUACUGGCCCCCGUCGGCCGCCGUGUCUCCGUCGAAACCCUAGCCGGCAAGAAGCUCGCCAUCGGUAUAUUCAAAUCUCUCCUUUCCAAUCACACCUCUGCAAUUUUCAAAAUGUUUUGUUUGUUUCUUUCCUUUGAAGAUGCGAGCAUCUGGAUGGUGCAAUUCAUAAAGGCAAUGCGCGACGAGAGAGGGGAAAUGGUCCGAAACGCCCAUUUGCUCGGUUUCUUUCGCCGAAUUUGUAAACUUCUAUUCUUGCGGACUAAGCCUGUUUUCGUCUUUGAUGGUGCAACCCCCGCUCUCAAGCGCCGUACUUUGAUUGCGCGCCGUAGGCAGCGUGAGAACGCCCAGGCUAAAGUUCGUAAGACUGCCGAGAAAUUGCUUCUCAAUCAUCUAAAGGCAAUGAGGUUGAAAGAACUAGCUGAGGAUCUUCAGAACCAGAAACAGCAGAGGAGGCAGGAUGUACCAAAAAAGAAGAACUUGCCAAACCAUAAAAGAACUGCAGAUGGUACUUCUGGAAGGAACAAAAGCAUCACAACCACAAGUAGUGGCGAUCAUGAAAAACUAGAUGGAAUGUUGGCAGCAUCGAUCAUGGCUGAAGAGAAUGGAUUUUUCACAAGCAGCUCUUCCUCUUUUUCUGGUGCUGCUCUUGCUAAAGACAACAGUGGUGAAGAGUCAAUACUGCCAUUGAUGAAUGAAGUUGAUCCAGAUGUAUUUUCUACUCUGCCUUCAUCAAUACAAUAUGAACUACUUCAGAAACAGAAAUACAAGAAUGACUCAAAGGGCAAGAAGAUUUUGUCAGAUGAAAUUCAUGCAGUGGGGAGUGAUACAGAAAGGAUGGAAGUGGCCUCAAGAGGUGCCCAUCAGCAAAAUUUAGAUGAGAUGUUGGCGGCCUCCAUUGCAGCAGAGGAAGCAGGAAGUUUGAAUGAAAAUGCAUCCGUAUCUGCUGCUGCAAAUCUGGAUGAAGAUACAGAUGAUGAAGAUGAAGAGAUGAUUUUGCCUGAAAUGGACGGGGUAGUCGACCCUUCUGUGUUGGCUGCUUUGCCACCAUCAGUUCAACUUGAUCUUCUUGUUCAGAUGAGAGAGAGAUUAAUGGCAGAGAACAGACAGAAAUAUCAAAGGGUCAAGAAGGACCCUGCAAAGUUUUCCGAGCUACAGAUACAGGCAUAUCUUAAAACUGUUGCUUUUCGCCGGGAUAUUGAUCAAGUGCAGAAGGCUGCUUCUGGGAGAGGCGUUGGUGGUGUACAGACAUCGAGAAUUGCCUCUGAAGCAAACAGGGAAUUUAUAUUUUCAUCAUCCUUUACGGGUGAUAAACAGGUACUUGCAUCUAGAAUUGAGAAGAGCGGAGACGAAGACCUACAGGCACCAAGAGGGCAGCAACCUUUAAGUUCCCUGAAUAAUACAGAAGUUCCUAGUACAUCCAAUGCUUUGGCUCGAUCAACCCCUGAUAAGACGGGGGUUUUUGAGGAAAAUAUUGAGACGUUUUUGGAUGAGAGAGGACGUGUUCGAGUUAGCAGGGUGAGGGCGAUGGGGAUGCGCAUGACACGUGAUUUAGAAAGGAACUUGGAUUUGAUGAAAGAGAUAGAGAAGAAUGCCAGUGCAAAUGAGGUUGUGAAUCAUGAACCUGUGCAAAAUAGUGAAAUUUGUAAUCCAAAAAGUCAUUCUUCUCAAAGCCAAGAUUUAGAUACUCCAUAUGAAGGUGUUAGUGAAUCUGUUCAGUUGAGUUUGAGAAGCCGAGGGUCGAUGCUAGAUGAAGACACUGCUAUAGAAAUAUUGCUUGAAGAUGAGGGUGAUAAGUCUUUUGAUGGUGAUGAUGAUCUAUUUACUCAUUUAGCCGCUGAAAAUCCUAUACAAGUGGCUUCUUUUGACAAGUCAUCCCAAAAACUCUCUUUUGAUGGUACUACAGAUUCUGGUUGGGAGGAAGCAGUCGAAGGGAAAACUUAUAGUCCAAAAAAUGUUGAAGUGGAUGAUCACCCGUUUGUGGAAGGAAGAGUUAGUGAUGAGAGUGAAGUUGAAUGGGAGGAAGGAGUUUGUGAUCAUGUCAACCCAGUUCCUUUUGGAGCUGCUGAAUCAGGAAAGUCGGUUUCCAAAGGUUCUUUGGAGGAAGAGGCAGAUUUGCAGGAGGCAAUAAGAAGAAGUCUGAAAGAUGUAGGAGAUAGAAAACCUGGCUCUGUACUAUCUGAACAUCAAAAACCAGAAAGUGCUGGGAAAAUGCUUGAACAAUGUACGAGUGUCCAAAAUGAGAAUGUGAUUGGACUAAAAAAUGUGGAUGGUGCUGAUGGAAUGAGUUGUUCAAAAGCCAAUGAUUCUACUGGGAGGAAGGAGACAACUGAGAGUUCAUCUCAAGAAAAGCAAUGUUCAGAAUGUAUUGUGUUAUUAGAUACCACAACCCACACAGUUACAGAAAAGCUGGAUGCUUCUUAUAAGGAUGUUUCUCAUAAAGAUUCAAAUGAAAACGAUGAUACUCUUAAGCCCUUAUCAAGGGAUGCAUCUGGUGCAGUUCUGGUUGGGGAUAGGAUAAAUAAUAAAUUAACUGAACCUCCUUGCCAUAUGGUUGGGAUGGAAGACAGUUACACUCCUGAAGUUGAUUCCUCCCCCAAAGUUGUUGCCAGCGAAAAUCAUCAGAAUUUUCCUGUUGACGAGCUUAGUAGUGAUAUUUUGCUGGAGGAGAAUGAUGCGCAAAAACCUGCAGUUGAAGUAAUAAGCAAUGCAGAGAUUGAGUUUACAGAGGAUGAAUUAACAAAUAGAAUUWCAAUUCUGGAGCAGGAACGUUUGAAUCUUGGAGAUGAGCAGAAAAGGCUUGAGCGUAAUGCUGAAUCUGUCRGCAGUGAAAUGUUUGCAGAAUGUCAGGAAUUAUUGCAAAUGUUUGGCUUACCAUAUAUUAUUGCUCCUAUGGAAGCGGAAGCUCAAUGUGCUUAUAUGGAACUUGCAAAUCUCGUUGAUGGAGUGGUGACUGAUGACUCUGACGUUUUCUUGUUUGGGGCAAGAAGUGUUUACAAGAAUAUAUUUGAUGACCGCAAAUAUGUUGAGACAUAUUUUAUGAAGGAUGUUGAAAAUGAGCUUGGUCUGAACCGAGACAAGAUAAUUCGCAUGGCACUACUACUUGGAAGUGAUUAUACAGAAGGCAUUAGUGGGAUUGGCAUAGUAAAUGCCAUUGAGGUUAUGAACGCAUUUCCAGAGGAAGAUGGACUCCAAAAAUUCAAAGAAUGGAUUGAAUCGCCAGAUCCAAGCAUCUUAGGCACGCUUAGUGCACAAACAGGGUUGAGUUCUCGAAAAAGAGGGUCAAAAGCGAGUGAGAAGGACACAACCUGCUCAAAUAGCAGUGUUGGGGACGGUUCUGCAUCUGGAGAGGACAUUUCUGAAGAUCUGAAGGAAAACAUAGAUGUUAAACAGAGUUUCAUGAAGAAGCAUAGAAAUGUUAGCAAGAACUGGCACAUCCCUUCUGAAUUUCCUAGUGAAAYGGUCAUUUCUGCUUACACCUGCCCACAAGUGGACAAGUCAGCAGAAUCUUUCUCCUGGGGAAAGCCAGACMAUUUUGUCCUCCGCAGAUUAUGCUGGGAAAAGUUUGGGUGGGAUAACUCAAAGGCCGAUGAAUUGCUUUUGCCAGUCUUGAAAGAGUACAGCAAACAUGAGACUCAACUUCGAUUAGAGACAUUUUACACUUUCGACGAACGAUUUGCUAAAAUCCGCAGUAAGAGAAUAAAGAAAGCUGUUAGAGGUAUUACUGGGAGCAAGUCUGCUGUAUUGAUGGAUGACGCUGUGCGGGCUGUUUCUGCAAAUAAACAGAGAGAACUUUCUGUUGAACCUCAGGAGAAAUCUGAGAAAUGUUCAUCAGAAAUACAAGGUUCUUGUUCGAAUGUAGAUGACGUAGAAAAGAGGCUCGGAAAACCAUCAAGGAAAAGGCAGCUACAUGGAGAGCAAUCUCAACCUGCAAAGGGUCAAAAACUAACAAUGAAGGAGAAAGGAAAUCGGAAUAGAAAUGAGGGAUCACAUAAGAAUGGGAGAGGUAGAGGUGAAAGGAAAGGGAGAGGGAGAGGACGAUUGCAACCGAAAGGAAAGAUGAAGGGAAGUCCUACUACUGAAUUGGUUGAAACCAGCUCCAGUGAUGAUGAAAAUGAAUUUGAUGACCAGAAAUGUGAUUUUGUGAACUUGGAGGAGCCUCAAGAAAGGAGAAGAUCAUCUCGGAUCCGAAAAUCUGUAAGUUAUACGAUGGGUGAUGCAGAUCAACCAUCAGACUAUAAUGGUGAUAGAUUCUCCAAUGAUGAAGCCAAAGAGCAUGAUGUGAUCCAUGACCAAUCCGAAAAAACAGAACGUGAUCUCGGAACUCCUAAGAGACCUCCACAAGAGGAUUAUUUUGAAACUGGAGGUGGUUUCUGUCCAGUAGAAGAUGAAAUGAGCCAGGAUAUAGAUCCUUCCUUGGAGGCUAACAACAGUGAAGACUACCUCAGAAUGGGGGGUGGAUUUUGCUUAGACGACGACAAUGAAUGCAUUGACCCGGACGCGUACCCCGGCCGAGCAACUGUCUCAGAAGAUCUCCAAGAUCGCUCUGAACAUGAUCCUGAUCAAUCAACCUUCCAUCCCGAAAAAUGUACAAGUUCAGUCCAGAACAAGGAGGGUACUGAUGCACGUGUAGACUCUCUGCUCGAUACGGGCAACCCAAAUCGUGUAUGUAAUCCAAACUCUUCCCAGGGAGGUGAGGGUGUGCAAGAAGAAGAGAAGGAUCAUUCUGUAAGUGCAUUUGGAGGAGCUCUAAGUGCCAUGCCCAAUCUGAGAAGGAAGAGGAGGAAGUACUGAGACAAAGGUAAGAAUUCAGAUUCUCCAUUGACCUCCUUUUAUCCAUUCUCUUCUUUUGGACAUGUCCCAAACUUCCGAGAGAGGAAUUUCUUGUCCGAGCUAUCUUAAAGUAAAGUUCUCCUUGAAUUUGUGUUUCAUU
Molecule: messenger RNA, 5020 nt
Organism: Momordica charantia (bitter melon)
Lineage: Eukaryota; Viridiplantae; Streptophyta; Magnoliopsida; Cucurbitales; Cucurbitaceae
Source: RefSeq, a predicted model, not a curated record